AGGUCAGGCGCCCCAGGCCGGGUCGCGGCGCCAUUGCGGCGGCCCCUGCGGAGCGAGUGCGGCCGUGCCUCCCGUCGGGGUAGCCCCGAAUGUUACAUGACAUCUCUGUUGCUUGGUGAGUAAUCAGACAUGUAAACAGGACCUCAAGAAUCAAGCUACAUUUAAAGAAGACUUACUUAGAAACACUGGAGAGGACACCAUGGAGUGCAAGACUGAGGGAAAAGAAAAAUACCAACACAGCUUGAAUUUACUGAAUAAAAUUAAGAACAUGAAAGAACUAGCAGAGAUGAUUGAUGUUGUACUCAUCGCAGAAGGGGAGAAAUUCCCUUGCCACAGGCUCGUUCUGGCUGCAUUUAGUCCUUAUUUCAAAGCGAUGUUUACCUGUGGACUACUUGAGUGUACUCAGAGGGAAGUCGUACUUUAUGACAUCACAGCAGAAAGUGUGUCGGUGAUAUUAAAUUAUAUGUACCACGCGGCUUUGGAGAUCAGUAACGCCAAUGUACAGACUGUGGCUGUGGCCGCCUAUUUUAUGCAGAUGGAGGAGGUCUUCAGUGUGUGUCAGAAGUAUAUGAUGGACCGUAUGGAUGCCUCGAACUGUGUGGGUAUCUAUCAUUUUGCAAAGCAGAUUGGAGCUGAAGAUUUAGCUGAUCAAUCGAAGAGGUAUUUAUAUCAGCACUUUGCUGAGGUGAGCUUACAUGAAGAGAUACUAGAAAUUGAAGUGCACCAAUUUCUGACGCUUAUUAAAUCAGAUGACCUGAACAUAUCCAGAGAGGAGAGCAUUCUGGACCUAGUUCUGAGAUGGGUAAAUCAUAACCGAGAACUGCGCACAGAGCAUCUUGCGGAACUUCUGAAGCAAGUUAGGUUGCAACUGGUAAAUCCUUCUUCUUUAAGACAAGCCCUGAAAAGGAACACAAUGCUUCUGUGUGAUGCAAAUUGCAUUGACAUCAUUCAAAACGCAUUCAAAGCCAUCAAGACCCGUCAACAGCACUCUCUCAAUCUUCGUUAUGGCAUGGAGACUACCAGUCUUUUGCUGUGCAUUGGCAACAAUUCUUCAGGAAUCAGGUCGAGACGUAGGAACUACGGAGAUGCCAGUUUUUGCUAUGAUCCUGCAUCGCGCAAGACCUAUUUCAUCUCAUCUCCCAAGUAUGGGGAGGGUUUAGGCACUGUGUGUACUGGUGUUGUCAUGGAAAACAACACUAUCAUUGUGGCUGGAGAAGCAAGUGUCUCUAAACUCUCCAGACAGAAGAGCAAGAAUGUGGAAAUCUACAGGUAUCAUGAUAGAGGAAACCAGUUUUGGGAAAAGUUAUGCACAACAGAAUUUCGAGAGCUCUAUGCUCUGGGCACCGUCCAUAACGACCUCUAUGUUAUAGGAGGACAGAUGAAAGUUAAAAACCAGUAUCUUAUUACAAACUGUGUUGAUAAGUACUCUGUAGAACGAGACACUUGGAAAAGGGUGUCCCCCCUUCCACUACAGUUGGCGUGUCAUGCUGUAGUAACAGUGAAUAAUACACUUUACGCGACUGGAGGCUGGACCCCUCAGAUGGAUCUUCCUGAUGAAGAACCUGAUCGAUUAAGCAACAAGCUGUUGAAGUAUGACCCCCGCCAAGACCAAUGGACAGAGCAGGCGCCCAUGAAGUACUCAAAGUACCGAUUCAGCACAGCUGUGGUCAACAGUGAGAUUUAUGUUCUGGGUGGAAUCGGCUGCACAGGUCGAGACAAGGGUCAGGUUCGGAAGUGCCUUGACGUGGUGGAGAUCUACAACCCGGACGGGGACUUCUGGAGGGAGGGCCCACCCAUGCCCAGCCCCCUGCUCUCACUUCGCACCAAUUCUACCAAUGCAGGAGCCGUGGACGGGAAGCUGUACGUCUGCGGGGGCUUCCACGGAGCAGAUCGCCACGAAGUUAUCUCCAAAGAGAUAUUGGAGCUGGACCCCUGGGAGAACCAGUGGAAUGUCAUAGCCGUCAACGCCCUCAUGCACGACAGCUAUGAUGUCUGCCUGGUGGCGAGGAAGAAUCCCCGCGACCUCAUCCCCCCGCCUUCAGAGUCAGUGGAGGAGGGUGGGGGGCACUGAGGUCUGUGCCUCUGUAGGACCCCCGAGGUGUCUGCCAAGGAGGCACUAGGGAUGGAGAGCCCACAGCAUGUGUGGGACGUGUGCGUUGCAUGUGUCGCGACCCUGUGCAGAGUGGCGUGCGCUGGGCGCUGCAGGGGGUGUGUGCAGAGUCCGCCCUCCGGUACCCAGGCUUUGCAGUGUCUUCCCCAAGCUUGGAGGGUAAGGAUGGAACCGCCUGCUUCACCCACAGUUGAACAGAAUCAGAAAACAGCUGCUCCCAAAAUAUAAUUUAGGGAUGACAUUUAAACAACACAUAGAAAUCCAUCUAUUUUACUUAUUGUCUAUGCUUCUGGAAGCCCAGUGGAUUCAAAGAAUGCAUUUUGGUAGCUAUUCUUCACCAAUUUCCCAGGAGUUUCACAGGCACAAGGCUCUUGUUUAAGCAGGAACGGUCGGUAAAUUCCCUAGAGCUUUCCAGGGGAAGACCAUCCUAGACUGAGACACUUCUUCAGUGCAGAGCUGUGUGACUGUCAUGACCGCUCCCCGUGUCCCCAGGUUCCAGCUGCUAACCCAGGCAGGAGGGACAGAUCCAUGGAAGCUGGAGCCAGUUGGAAACCUGCUUCUGCCACCACAGAACAGGACCAGUCAGACCCAGGGCGGGCUAUCCCGAGUAGGCUAGACCCUCAGAAGGCAGGGCCACACCUGUGUCUUUGCAGGUGUAUCCCAAGUGCCCAUGGCAGUGCCUGGUACAUGCGUGGGUCUUUGGGUGGUCAGCAUGGGGAUGCCCCUGCUCCAGUCAUGUGACCACAGUGGAAGCUGCCAGUCUCCCUGGAUGGCGUCGGCGGGGGGGGGCCUCGUAGGAGGGCCGUGACUUUUCUAGAUGCACUGAGUUCGGGAUCUAGGCUCUCGUCCCAGCUCUGCUUCUUAGCACGCUGCAUGAUCCUGGGCAGCCCAGCCCUUCUAAAGCCUUAUUCUCCUCCCGUGCAGAAUGGGAAGGAAAGUGCUCCCUAGGGUUGGUGGAGCAUUGAGUGAGAAAGCGCUGAGCACACUGUCCGUGAGACGCGAAACAGGAAGCGUUCUUUAGCUGCUGCUACUUUCCUUCUCAUUAUCGUCGUAAUCAGCAUCUCCCGAAGCGCAGUGCCCAGAACCCCCGGGCUUGGCGUGGCGUCCUGGGGUUCCAGGGAGAGACGUGCGUGGGGCCUGAGCUCGCUCUGAAGCCCCGGCCCCUCCAGGUCCAGGUGGGGUGCUGACAGCCCAGGGUUUCUUUUCGGCCCUGGAUGCUGCUCGGCUGACCCGUAUUUGUAACUCCGCCCUCCUGCUGUUGGAUAGCGUGAGAGAUUCUGCCUCAAACUUUUCCCUGUCUUCCCUGUCUUCACCUUAAUUGAAGGCUGUCCCAAUGUGGCACGGGGGACUCCUAAAACUGGGACUGUCUGCUAGUUCUGCUCCUUGUGAGACAGGACGGUUAGGCGCUGAGCAGGGGGCACGGGGGAAGUGGUCCGGAUGCUGACAGGAGCUGCAGCUGCCAGUCACGCCGGCUCAGUCUGUGCUCGUCAAGGAGGCGUCACUGUUCUCACUGAUUGACUUCAUAAUGAGCAAAUGCUCUAAAAUGAAUAUUAAAUAAAAUGUCACUGAUGGAAGAUCGCUUUCAUUUUGGUUUUCGUACUGCAAUCCAAUGUAAUUUUCAUCUGAGGAGGGGACGCUCAGCACUUCCUGGGCAGGAACCAGAGUCAGGGAUGACCAGCCUCAAGGACAUCGGGAGCGAGGCCCAGAGGCCAGGACGUGUGAGGUGGGCAAGGGCAGGAGGGGUGCGGUUCCCAGGGUGGCUGAAGCACCGGAAGAAGCCAAGACAAGGAGAUGGGGCCACACAGAAGACCCCCAAGGCCACCCCAAGAGCCCGGCCUUUGUGUGUCAGCCACACACCUCCCGGUGAGGAAGUCCUUUAAGACCGUCCCCCACAGUCCAGUGUAUUCGAGCAGGAUGACAGCAGACACAGCAGAUGGGCAGGAGGCCUCGCGGGAGCCCGUGUCUCAGCUGAACCAGCCCCAUAGCAGUGGGAGCCGUGCAGGGCCAGUGCAGCCGGAUGGAGGGCAUCAGCAGUCUGCCGCGAGUCAGAGCCGGAGAUGCCGGCACUUUGAGCACAAGAGCACAGUGGGUCAGCCAAACCCAAAGACCAGAAAAUCUUUCAAAGGGUGGCGCCCCCUCCACCAGGGCUCCUGAGAGAGAGCCCCGACCGGAUGGCCUACGCUGUCCACCCCAGGCCCGGCUGGAGCGCCAAGAGAGAAAAGCUGCGGGGUGCACAGUCAAGGCACCCCACUUCUCCGCCAACACCAGCACACCCCGCCGGGGGGCCCCGGCUCUUCUUGUUCCCAGCUCACUGGCCAUCGCAAUCCCGUUCCCGUCUCCGGCGGUCAGCUUAGCACAACACGUGGACCAUUCAGGGAAGGAGACAUAAGGGAGCUCUACGGAGGGGCUUCGGGGAGAGGCCUUCUUGCUCUUUGACAGAGAAGGCUCUGUGGGCUCUUCCGCUGAGACUUUUCUAGGCUGCGGGCCCCCUGGAACUGCAGAGACUGCGCCGCCAUGAGGAGCGGGCUGCAGCCGGUCCACAGAGCCAGGCGGGACGGGGGAUGGAAAGGCCCCGGUCCUGGGCAACACAGCAGAGCCACAGAAUGAACCAGCCACAGGACUUCCUGCUAGAUGCUCACUGUUAGGAUAAAUGUUCCUUAUUGUUCAGGCUGCCUGGAGUUACUUGCAGCCUGCGAUUUCCGAACGAUACUCCAGCCUUCCUCUGCCAAAGUCGCUUUUUCCUGGGAGGACACAUGUCACCUCUGCCAAAGGGGAGGGCUCAGCCCUGGUCCCUGGGACGUCUGGUGAUGAGGUGCUUUGGUUCUUGCGGUGAGGAGAGGUGUGCACGCCUGGUGAGUGCCCGUGGUUCACGAUCCCGAGCCAUUUCUUAGCUAUCUCUAGGAUACUUCUUUUCUCUCUGACCUUUACACGUUGUUGAUUACUGCAUAUCCCACCCACCACGUGUUUUUGUAAAUAAAUUUUAUUGGAACACA
Messenger RNA from Balaenoptera musculus (blue whale), 5103 nucleotides. It is a transcript of the gene KBTBD12, whose product is annotated as kelch repeat and BTB domain containing 12. Lineage: Eukaryota; Metazoa; Chordata; Mammalia; Artiodactyla; Balaenopteridae. Gene Ontology annotation, molecular function: protein binding. The record is from RefSeq and is a predicted model, not a curated record.